GCCCGGGACCACUGCACGGAAGCGGCCUUGGGCAGGGUUGCAGCCUGAUCCUGGGAUGGAGGGUGCCGGCGAGGAGGAGUGAGGAGGCUGGGGAGGCAGGCCGUGAGGUCCUCGUGGAGGCCUGCAGCCUGCUGGCAGUGGAGGAGCAGGCCACACAGGAAAGAAAGGGGUCAGGUUGGCUGAGCCUGAGAAGGCUCAGUCGACUUUGUGGGAGCUGUAGACUCUGCUGCUUCUUUGUACUUCUGGGCUUGGCCUGUUUUGGAGCAGGCCUUUUGUGAGGAGAGUUAACCAAAACUUGGAGUUAGAGCCACAUGCCAAACACGGGGAGCGCUCUAAGUUAGGGUUAGGGCGCCAGCACCUUUGGGGAGGUCUGAGAAAAUGAGUGGGUAGGGGUCUUUUCCAUUCCCCUAGCCGGAUUGGCGCGUUAGACGCUUGUAGAUCCAAGGCUGGAUUGGGGAGGGGUCUCCAGGACGUUAGGUUUCUACGCAAGGAUUGGGGGGAUUCAAGUGCUUUGAGAUCUGAGGCAGGCUUUGGGUAGGGGGAGUCAGACAAUUGCAAAGCCUAGGUGGUUAUUUGGGGAGGGGUCUUUGCGCUUUGGCGGAGCGCAAAAUUGCUUUGUCAAGAGAGAUUUCUAUAUGCAAGAGUGGAAUCAGCUAGGCCAGACCAAGAGAAAGAAAGUGAAAAAUCAGGGCUAAAAGGGGGUGUGUGGGGGACCCUGAGAGGGGGAUCACAAAGGGUGAGACAUGGCCACCAGGCGUUUAACCGACGCUUUCUUGUUGUUGCGGAAUAAUUCCAUCCAAAACCGGCAGCUGUUAGCCGAGCAACCAUCCACAGUCAGUUUAACUUGCUCAUUGAAGGGUCUCAGUCUGCUGGAAAAUCAUGUUUCUGUCUGUAGGCUCCAAGAGCUGGACGAGCUUGCUGAUGACCGCAUGGCAUUGGUGUCAGGCAUCAGCCUGGAUCCAGCAGCAGCAAUUGGCGUGACAAAGCGCUCACCUCCCAAGUGGGUGGAUGGAGUGGACGAAAUACAGUAUGAUGUUGGCCGCAUUAAACAGAAGAUGAAGGAGUUAGCCAGCCUCCACGAUAAGCAUUUGAAUAGACCCACCCUGGAUGACAGCAGUGAGGAGGAGCACGCCAUCGAGAUCACCACCCAGGAGGUCACCCAGCUCUUCCAUAGGUGCCAGCGUGCUGUGCAGGCCCUGCCCAGCCGGGCACGAAGGGCCUGCUCGGAGCAGGAAGAGCGGCUACUGCGGAACGUGGUGGCCUCCCUGGCACAGGCCCUGCAGGAGCUGUCCACCAGCUUCAGGCGUGCCCAGUCUGACUACCUGAAACGCAUGAAAAACCGAGAGGAGAGAUCACAGCAUUUCUUCGACACCCCAGUACCACUAAUGGAUGAUGGAGAAGAUGCCACUCUAUAUGGUCAGGGUUUCACAGAUGACCAGCUGGUGCUGGUAGAACAGAACACGUUGAUGGUGGAGGAGAGGGAGCGGGAGAUCCGCCAGAUCGUGCAGUCCAUUUCAGACCUCAGUGAAAUCUUCAGGGACUUGGGAGCCAUGAUCGUGGAGCAGGGUACAGUCCUUGAUAGGAUUGACUAUAAUGUUGAACAGUCCUGUGUCAAGACCGAAGAUGGCUUGAAACAGCUUCACAAGGCUGAGCAGUACCAGAAGAAGAACCGGAAGAUGCUUGUGAUCUUGAUACUGGUUGCCAUCAUCGUAGUCCUCAUUGUGGUCCUCAUCGGUGUAAAGUCUCGCUAGUGGCACCAAGUUCUUGAGAGUGCUACUGCAUGGAUUACUUGGGUGUCCGGGCUUGGUUGACACCCACCACUGCACUGUCUAAAGAGCGCAGCUCACUGGUCCAGCAGUGGGCACUGGACCUUCCUGUGGACGUCUUCUAACUAGUGGGCUGGCGUGCAGGCAUGGCCAUGUUUUCCAUCUCUGUCCAGAGUCUAGAGACUCUGCUGUUGCCGAAGAGACUGGCCUAUCUAUGAUCAGCUGUGAAGUGAAUGUGUGCUUUAGUGAAAGGGGUGGAAGGUUUACAGGCAUUGCUGAAACUCUGUGUGAUGUGCGCAUGCUCAUUUUUAGCACUCAUGUCUGAGCAGCAUGUUAAAUUUUUUGGGAAAUUUUUUUUUAACCAUCUGGUUUUUAAGAAGUUUGGUACCAAAAAUUUAUGAGUGUAGAGGCAGUGCCUCUUCAUCUUCCCAGCUGAAAACAAAGCAAGAAGUCCUUCAAGGAUUUAUAAUCUGUUCCCAUUAACUUAAUUUAGCUUUCCAUCACUGUUAACGAUCAGAGUAACAAAGUGUGAAAAAUAAGAAACCAUCAUUGAUGUUAAUUAACACAUUUAGACGGGCCAGUUAAACCAGCUUCAUGCGUUUAAAUCAAUUGUAAAUAGCAUAUUCCUCAUUCAGAAUUUUGCCCUGCAUUUUCUACUGUAAACCAAGAGGGGUUCCUGAAUCAGAAACUUGGUCAUUUGAACCAACCUCACAUUACAAGAAAGCUUGACAGAGCCAUGAAAGAGAUUGAGCCAGUGUGUCCCUAGCCACCCUUCCUCAGUCUAUUACUUACAUCCUAGCUAUGUAAUGACCUGUCCAAACCUGACUCCAUUUAAUGAACUGUGAAUUUACACAGAGAACAUUUUAAAUGGGUCACCCCAUUUAGGAUUAGUGGCUCUCAAAUUAUUAACCAAACAUCACUCCAUUUCAAAGUAAAAUAUUCUACACAUGAUUUGAUUUAUCGACUCUUCCACUGUCACUUAGCAAUGCCCAGAAAGCGGGCAUAUUCCUGAGGACAGUGAGACCCUCAACUAGGGAAAGCCUGUGUAUAUGUGUGUUCUGAGUAUUUCUUUGUGUGCGUGUGUGAGCAUAUCAUGCAUAUCAGAUCGCCAAAGUAGGGUUCUGUUUACCUACCUGUUAACUCCAUGGUGCUGUGUGCUCUGUAGAACUAGAGCGAUGCGGACCAGACUGAUGGAGCUUUGAACAGUGUGCGUGUCUCAUUUGUUCUGUUUGCAUCAACACUGCUGGAAUUUUAGUGGUCUUUGUGUAAUUGUUGAUAGCUUGAAAAACUGUCUCUGCCUCUCCUAAAUUAUUUAAACAGUGAGGCCCUGUUAAGUGUGUUACACUUUUAUUUGGAUCAGGCAUAUGAAAUUCGUCUCUGGGAUUCACUGAAGGGUGUCUCAGAACUCCAGCUCAGACCUAGAAAUGGGGUCAUGUAGACCUGUCUCAUGAGCUCAGCCUCCCUACCUGAGCUCAGAACAGUGGGAUCGAAAGGUUUACUGGAUUCUUUGGCAAUGUUAGUAGAGAGGGUUGGAAGAGAGGAGGCAGCACCUACCCCACCACUUCAGAACUGGGGAAGGGGCUCUCCAGUUUUCUCUCAACCUCUGAGGUUAGACAAGCUAUUCCUGGGUAGACUGGCCAAAUUAGGGGACCUGCUUCAAGCAAUCUGUGGAGAUCAUGCUGAGUAAUUGUGAAAGCCUUGGAGAAAAGUGACCUUUUAAGAAAGGAUCACUAUUUAUAAUUUAUUUCCCUGAAUAGAUUUUAUUUUGGCGGGGGCAUUGGUUUUUCCCCCAACCCAUCUGGUUAGAAAUCGUCACAAGGACCUGUGGGGAGAGGGCCUGUCCCCUUCUGCCAGAAGGUAGUGUGGUGCUAGUCUGGGCCCAAGCCACCCUGGUAUGUGUCCUGAAAGGGCUUAGAUACUUGGCUAUACCUGACUCCAGAGCUUUAUGCACUCACUCUUUGGGGCCCACUGCCCUUUUCUGUUGAGCCUGUUCUGGGGGAAAGAUGAGAAGUUAGUACCCAUACCCUGGUAGGUUCCUCACGGUAAUUGCUUUUGGAAGAGGACUCUUGUACCUGCUGACAGCUACUGUCUGUCCGUCCAUCAUUCCCUUCGGUCUGGCCAUGGAGGUGACAAUCACACAGACCCAAGUCUCCCUGUGCCUGGGAAGCACCUUGGGGAAGAAGCCCAGUCUCUGGACACACCUCCCUCCGCUGCCCUGCUGGGUCUUGCACAGUUGGGGUGGAAGGGGAGAGGGGAAGAACUGUUGAUCUUUCCUAAGACGAGCGUAAAAUUGCUGUCUGUCAUUCAUAAAAUUGCUGUCUGUCAUUCUGUUUGUUGGGGGUGGGGGGACAUUGGGGUGCUGGCUGGGCCACCAUGUGAAGCAAUGUGUGUCUGAUUUAACGGGUGUACCACUUUCUCUGCUAAUUGAGAGAGCAUUAUUUAUUUGUUUUGACACAAGUGCUUGCAGUGUUUCAUCCCAGCUAAUGGCUUCUUAAAGGUAAUAAAACCCUUCAACCUAAUUGGUCAGAUAAGACUUUUUCCUUGUAUGCUUAAAUAAAGCAAUUAGUGAAACACUUCUAUCCAAAA
Messenger RNA from Mastomys coucha (southern multimammate mouse), 4352 nucleotides. RefSeq names its product syntaxin 16 (gene Stx16). Bases 744 to 1751 code for a protein of 335 amino acids. Gene Ontology annotation, cellular component: membrane; SNARE complex; endomembrane system. Gene Ontology annotation, molecular function: SNAP receptor activity; SNARE binding. The transcript has 10 exons. The record is from RefSeq and is a predicted model, not a curated record. Lineage: Eukaryota; Metazoa; Chordata; Mammalia; Rodentia; Muridae. Gene Ontology annotation, biological process: intracellular protein transport; vesicle-mediated transport; vesicle fusion.